Molecule: messenger RNA, 759 nt
Organism: Closterium sp. Naga37s-1
Lineage: Eukaryota; Viridiplantae; Streptophyta; Zygnematophyceae; Desmidiales; Closteriaceae
Source: the annotation of a GenBank genome assembly
AUGGCCUCCAGACAAAUCCUUCGCCGCUCCUCCGACAUCCUCCGCGCCUCCUCCGCGCGCGUUCCCGCCUUCCGCCAAGCAGCAUCCGCGCUGAUGCAAGCGCAACCUUCCGCACAAUACGCCACGUCUUCACCAUCCGCUUCCGCCUCCCCCGCCGUGCCGUCCGCAUCCCUUUCCACGCGUGUUCCAUUCGGAUCGCAUGUGUCAGCGGCAUCCUUCCAGCGGCGAGGCUUCGCCAUCACUGCCACGGAGGAUCUCGUGAAGCUGCCACGUGUCAGCGAUCCGAGCGCGCUCAGCACGCUCAAGGAGGCUCUGGCGACGGGGUGGGUGCCGUGCGACUCGUCCGUGAUCGCCAAGAUCGACAAGACCAUCAAAAGCACCAAUGACGCGGUAGCGAGGGAGGCGCUGUCAGCCCUCAAGGCGGCAGCGGAGGCGGUGGAGGUGUUUGGGGAGAAGCUGGAGCUGCUGCGCCUGGAGCUCGAUGAACUCAGCGGGGGCAAGUUUGGUGGCGAGGCGGUGGGGAAGAUCCCGGAGGACAUCAAGGCGGCGCUGGCGUCGGCGCUGAGGCGGUACUCGGCGUACCUGGAGGCGUUUGGGGCGGAGGAGGGGUGGCUGCAGCGCAAGGUGAAGGAGGAGCUGGGCGGCGUGCUCAUCACCGUCAAGCAGCGCUGCAGCGGCCUCGAAGAGGAGUGGAACCAGAUUAGUCUGCUGGGCACAUCGGGGCUUUCGGGGUCCUACAUUGAGCAACGCGCACACUGA